This is a messenger RNA of Lodderomyces margitis, 3162 nucleotides long. It is a transcript of the gene FHL1, whose product is annotated as Fhl1p. The transcript has a single exon. The coding region runs from base 1 to 3162 and encodes 1053 amino acids. Gene Ontology annotation, molecular function: DNA-binding transcription factor activity; sequence-specific DNA binding; protein binding. Gene Ontology annotation, cellular component: nucleus. The record is from RefSeq and is a predicted model, not a curated record. NCBI's taxonomy places the organism in Eukaryota, Fungi, Ascomycota, Pichiomycetes, Serinales, Debaryomycetaceae. Gene Ontology annotation, biological process: regulation of ribosomal protein gene transcription by RNA polymerase II.
AUGGCACACUCCGAGAAUCAGCUACAGUUGACACAUAUUCAGAGCUCCGAGCAAGCAGUACCGUACCAGGGUCACUCUGAGUCUCAAAAGUCGCCGAGGCCCGAGGUGGAUGCAGGAUUAAUGCUUGAUGAAGAGCUAAACAUGUUGCUCACAACUUCUCAACCACAACCACAACCACAACCACACAGACAUGAGGGACAUUCUAGAACUGGCUCCCAAACUUUCAACAUGGACAUCAAAGAACAAUACAUUGGGAGCUCGAAAACUGUGAGCAAUUCUCAAACCCCAAACCUACAGCCAAUAUCGAGCCCAAAGAUUGAAAGCAUCGACUCAUCGAAGCAAGAAAUAAGUUUACUGCAAGCGCAAGAUGAUGCUGCAAAUAAGUCAAAACACAAAAUGGAGAAACCGAAGCGGAACAGCACCCAACAGGAGCAAGAAGCAGAUGAGCUGGCAUCACACUCGCGCGUCUCCGCAUAUGCUAGGCUAGACUUUGAAAGCAAUGUGUUCUAUGUUCAGACUUUGCAAGUGGUUUUGGGUCGGAAAUCAAACGACGAAUUGAUACAGCAAGAUGUGGAUGUACACUUGUCAGAAAGAAAGGCUAUUUCAAGAAGACAUGCAAAAAUAUUUUACAACUUUGGUACCCAACGGUUUGAGAUUUCAGUGUUGGGAAAGAAUGGAGCUUUUGUGGAUGAAACUUUUGUCGAAAAGGGGGUCACAAUACCUCUCACCGAUGGAGUUAAAAUUCAAAUUGGUGACAUACCUUUCCGAUUUGUGCUACCGGCACCUCCAAAUGAGACGCAUGAUCAACAAAACGGCCCCAAGCAAUUUAAUCCAAGCGAUGCUAUUAAUUUAAAAUCUAAUUUGUUUUCGAAAUCCCCUGUUCAAAAGGCCCCUUUGAAGAAUGUGCAAGAUCCUGCCAACCGCAGUGACAAUAAAUUGUCCUUACGGAAAAAAUCAAUGAGCAGGCGGGAUUCUCUUUUGAGAAUUAGGAAAUUAUCGAAUGCUAGAAGGAAAUCUGCGGCUGCGGAUGACGAAUUGAAUGAGUUAUUACGAGAUUUAGGAGUCACUUCGAUUGAAAACAUCGAUGAAGAAGAGUCGGAUUUGCUUGAUGCACAGAUCCAAAGUCUCUUAAAUGAGGAUAACGAGUUGGGUCUUGGCGAUGGCGUGAUUCAUCUUGCUCGUAUGAAUGAAUCUGCUAUUGCCGAUGAUGAAGAUGAUGAGCUAGAUUUGGUCAGGGGUAUAGAGCUAGAUGCAAAAAUGGAGAAAGAAAUCUUGGAAAUCGAGUCCAGUAUAAAUCAGCUCACCCAAGAUAUAGCCAAUUUGAAGUCUCAGGGGGGUGAUCAAAGCUUGAUCUUGGAGAAGGACGAAUUACGAAAGGCUUUGGAGGAAACCAAGAAACAAAAGAAGGAUCAUAUAUCUCAACGCAGAUCGUCUUUUGUAAAAAAUGCAGGGCCUUUACGUUCGACUCCACUUAUGGGGAAGCCUGCAUCCAUUCAACCAUCUUCAUCUUCCUCCAUUCACAAUAGAUUUAGCCAGAUUGACAAAUCUUUACCGUUUUUUGCAAACUCGAGCAUUCCACACGCAAUACUACCGAUAUUGGAAGCACCGGUCUUCCUUUUAACCUCAGAGCCUGGAGCUAUUCGAUUACGUCCUCCUUCGCGAGCCAUUGCUGUUGGAGACUACUCACAUCGUAAAUCGUAUUAUUUCCCAAAGACCCUCGAGCAGCAGUCCCAGUUUCCUAAACCAAAGGGGAAAAAAGUUAUCCCAAGAAAAACUCCAAAACGGAUUUACUCUAUUGACGAGAUACCUGAGCAAUAUAGAUCGAAACCCAAUUUGACAUUUACCUCAAUGGUUUCUAAUGUUUUGAGUACAGCCGCAGCAAAAACCGGACUAACCAUCAAUGAAACCAUCGAAGCAAUAAAGGAAGUCUACCCUUACUUUAAAUAUUGCCAAGAAGGCUGGCAGGCUUCUGUAGCCCAUUGCAUCAAAAAUACAAAAAUAUUCAAACGAGUUGCAAAGAGAGGUUACGAGUGGCUUUAUACUAUGGACGAAUUAUACAAAAAUGAGAGAGACUCGGUAAGAGCAAGACACAAGGAAUAUAUCGAUGCAAUGACGAAAGCGGAAAUCCUUCGGCAACAGGAAUUACGACAAAUUCAAAGAAUGGGACCACAAGAUCUUAGCAGUCAAUUGUAUGCCAAUAGAAAUUUGCAGCCUCCAGUUGCAAGAACCGUACCUGCUACUCAAUAUAACAGUGGCAUACAACCAAAAAGUGGGCAGUCUAGAGAUAUGCUGAAACCAGAGACACCUAAUACAGCGUCCCAGUCUCCCCCAUCUGUGAAUGAUCCUAAAACCCAAAGGUCCUUAGAGUAUUUAAGAGCAGAAUUGUUCAGCUUGUACAAGUCACGCCAAGUCGCAUAUGAUAAGACAACAGCGACCCUGCUUAUUACGAAAGCAUUGGCAACAACAAUAGCUCAAGUAAAUAACAUCGGGGCUAAAGCAGGAUGUGGAGAUAAUGCAUUAAAUUUUUUGGUUGAAAAGGCGCCGCAACAGGUGAGCAAAAUUCUCGAUAUUGCUUUGACAAAGUCUAUCAAGGAGUAUGAAGGUAUUUCAGUUCCGGCAUCAGCCAAAAGUACUCCAUCGCGAAAUAGCCCUGUGCCAAAUCCUUCUCAGCAACAUGGACAGCAAUCGAACAAUACUAUGGUGGAGAACCAAGGAUUGCCAGUCAAUCGCAAUACAGCUGAAGCUCUGGUACAGCCUAGUUCUGUGACCAAUAACACAUUGCAACCAACGUCUUCCGGAGGCUCUCUGGGUCAAACCACACAUAUUACCCCACAAUCGACUCCAAUUCAGCUCACAAGCCCGCCCGCUAAACCAAUUACAAAACCAAAAUUGGAGACGCUGCCUUUACCUAAUCGCACGGCAAAAAUUGCACAAGACCCACCAUUGCCUCGACCACUGUUUGGAAAGCCACCAAAUUUGGGAAGGCCGGGGUCUUAUGCAAGACCACAAGCAUAUGGUAAGCCGCCAGGAGUUGGGAGUAGUCUUUCGCGACCUCCAACAUUUUUGUCGAACAAACCAACUUUUCAAGGUGGGACUAAGAGAGAAGUUGAGUCAAACAACUAUGAUAACGAACAGCCAACAAAGGCUGCAAAGACUCAGUGA